This is a messenger RNA of Trichomonas vaginalis G3, 954 nucleotides long. Its product is annotated as glycine-rich protein family. The record is from RefSeq and is a predicted model, not a curated record. Lineage: Eukaryota; Parabasalia; Trichomonadida; Trichomonadidae. The coding region runs from base 1 to 954 and encodes 317 amino acids. The transcript has a single exon.
AUGAAUUCCUGGAGACUCAAAGAUACAAGUAAAGGCCAAGAAAGCCUCAGUUCAGAUGAUAACUUCCAGAAUUCAAUUAUUUUACGUUACCCUUGUCCUUCAAAUAAUGACUGCACAUACUAUCAAUCAAUUUUAUCACCAGGCAUAUACAAAUUUGAAGUUUGGGGUGCCGAUGGCGGUGCUGGAACAGCAGAUGGAUAUUAUACUCAGCACACAGGAAAGGGUGGCUACUCGAUUGGUGCUUACAUAGUUAAUCAGACAGUAAAUGCGUACGUUUUCGUUGGUGGAAAAGGUGAAAAUGCAACUAAUCCAUCAACUCGACCUGCAAAAGGCGGGUAUAACGGUGGUGGAGAUUCACCACAGGAUCAAAACUUCAAUGAUGAUGCAGGCGGCGGCGGUGGUGGUGCCACUGAUAUCAGAAUUGGAAAUAUUGACUUAGACAGCAGAGUUAUCGUUGCUGGCGGUGCUGGCGGCACAGGAUUUGAUACAAAAUAUUAUAAUAUACAAGAAACUCCUUUUGGUGGAGGUUUGACUUCAUCAUUACCAAGAGGCUACGGAAAAACCGGAACUGCUUCCUCCCAAACAUCAGGAUAUCAAAAGGGAGUUGGACAACCAGGUAUAAAUGAUGGUACUACUACUUCUGGAGGCGGUGGUGGGGGUUAUUUCGGCGGAUUUACGAUUGUAGGCUCAUCUGCUGGCCAAGCUGGCGGUGGAUCGAGUUAUAUUGAUGGUGUUGUUUCAUAUGGAAGCGUUGAAAAGAACACAAUCAACGGAGAAACUGCAAUGCCAGUUCUAAACGGUUUCAGUGUCGGAAACAACGGCCAUGGAUUUGCCAGAAUCACUCUACUAUCUAGCCUUGUCAUUAAAGAGAAGCCAAUUUCAUGUAUUCAAAAUUCAUAUUUCUCAAGCGACAAAAACAUUUUAUUUUAUGUUCUUUUGAUUUCUUUUUCAUAA